AUGUCUUCCAUCGUCAACAAGGUCAAGGAGGCUCUCCACUCCGACAAGAAGCACGAGCAGCCUGAGGGCACCUCCGGCCCCCACGCCAACCGCGCUGCCAACGCUGCCGACCCUCGCAUCGACUCUGACCGCGACCACCGCGCCAACCCUGCCGGCACCACUGGCACUCACACCGGCACGCACACCGGCACCACAGGCUCUGGCCUGACUGGUUCGCACGGCACCACUGGUACCCACGGUACCACCGGCACUUCUGGCCUUACCGGCAGCCACACCACCGGUACCCACGGUACCACUGGCUACGACGACCCCGAUGGUGUCCACGGCCCCCACGGCGGACGUCUCGCCAACAAGGCUGACCCCCGUGUUGACUCUGACCGCGACCACCGUGGUGCCCCCGGCUCCGGCCUGACCGGCAGCCAUGGCACCACCGGCGCUUACAACACCACUGGCACUCACAACACUACUGGCUCCGGUCUUACCGGUACCCACGGUACCACCGGCUCCGGUCUCACCGGCAGCCAUGGCACCACUGGCUCUGGUCUUACCGGUAGCCAUGGCACCACUGGCUCUGGCCUGACUGGUUCGCAUGGCACCACUGGUACCCACGGUACCACCGGCACUUCUGGUCUUACCGGCAGCCACACCACCGGUACCCACGGUACCACUGGCUACGACGACCCCGAUGGUGUCCACGGCCCCCACGGCGGACGUCUCGCCAACAAGGCCGACCCCCGUGUUGACUCUGACCGCGACCACCGUGGUGCCCCCGGCUCCGGCCUUACUGGCACCCACGGUACCACCGGCACCCACAACACCACCGGCUCCGGUCUUACCGGCAGCCACGGCACUACUGGCUCUGGUCUUACUGGUAGCCACGGCACAUCUGGCACCCACAACACCACCGGCUCCGGUCUCACCGGCAGCCACGGUACUACUGGUACCCACAACACGCACGGCAACUCCAGCUUGACCGGCAACCCCAGCACCGGCGCCACCGGCGGUGUCUCCAACACCCACAACGCUGCUGGUCACAUUGGCUCUGCCGUCGCCGGCACCCACGGCACCGGUCCCGCCCCCAACACCGCUGGACCCCACAAGUCUGACGCCCUGAACAAGGUCGACCCCCGCGUCGACUCCGACCUUGACGGCUCCAAGACCGUUGGUGGUAACAAGACCUACGCCCAGGAUACCACCUCGGGUGUUGCCAAGGACCCUACCGACGCCGCUCAGGUUCCUCCCUCCGUCUUGGCAAAGCACGUCGGCGAGCCCGAGAUUGCUCACGAUGACCAUGGCCACGGCCGUGCGAGACGCAACAGCAAGGUGUCUGCUCAAGAGCUGCACCGCGGAGUGUAA
This is a messenger RNA of Colletotrichum spaethianum, 1356 nucleotides long. RefSeq names its product collagen-like protein 4. The record is from RefSeq and is a predicted model, not a curated record. Lineage: Eukaryota; Fungi; Ascomycota; Sordariomycetes; Glomerellales; Glomerellaceae. Bases 1 to 1356 code for a protein of 451 amino acids. The transcript has 2 exons.